Molecule: messenger RNA, 2551 nt
Organism: Ylistrum balloti
Lineage: Eukaryota; Metazoa; Mollusca; Bivalvia; Pectinida; Pectinidae
Product: enhancer of rudimentary homolog
Exons: 4
Coding region: 48-353 (101 amino acids)
Source: RefSeq, a predicted model, not a curated record
AGUUACAACCAAGAAUUUUUACAACUGAAGUGACGUCCUUAGUGAAAAUGGCGCACACCAUUCUGCUUGUGCAGGCAACUCACAAGCCAGAAACAAGGACAUAUUCUGAUUAUGAGUCAGUGAAUGACUGUAUGGAAGGUAUUUGUAAAAUAUUUGAAGAACAUUUGAAGAAGAUCAAUUCGGACUGCCCCUCCAUAACAUAUGACAUCAGCCAAUUAUUUGACUUCAUGGACCAGUUACAUGACCUCAGCUGUGUUGUAUUCCAGAAACACUCAAAGUCCUAUAUUCCACACAACAAAGAUUGGGUUAAGGAAAAGAUCUAUAUCAUGCUAAGGAGACAAGCAUCAAAAUAAGGAUGGACUGGACAUGUAGUUAUAUUUUAGAAUCUGCAUCAAAAUAAGGAUGGAAUAGAGACCUUAUAAAAUAACAUACUUCAAGAUGUCUUAUUCUGGAAGAGUAUCUAGCAUGUCUUCUUUUCGCUGAAGACUCCACAUCUUAAAUGAGAUCUUGUAAGAUUUGAAAUAUCCUGUAGGAAAUGGAGUAUAAAUAUAAAUGUUCUAUGGUAACUAGAUUGGAAAAGUGUGGUGAAGCUUUACAGCAUGAUCAGUAUUCUUUUACUGCAUGAUCUGAAUUCUAGUCUCCAAAAUCUUGUAGCUUUCUAUUCUAUGGAAAGUUUUGAAAGGAAAAUUAUUUUGUAUCCUUUUCUGUAAGAAAAAUCUCCAAGGUACUGCUGAUCAUUAGACUGGUGAAAAAGGUGAAUAUUAAACAAUAGAAUAUUAUGUAUAAGAAAUGAUCAUUAUUUAUCAAAUUGGUGCUCCUUAAAUGUUAAAAUUAAAGAUAUUUUUAAAACUUGAGUCAAAUUUAUUACCCAUUUAUUGUUGAAAUGUGAAUUUAAAUCUUAGUUUACGUGACUGUGCACUUCAGAAAUUUGGAUAACUUUCUUUUGCCAAUUUCACAUAAUUUAAAAGAAAUCAGAAUUUUUUUCAGCAGGAAGAACCCUCAGUUUAAAAAUAGAUGUUACAGGUCGAUUUAGAAACUCACAGGUCUCUGUAGAAAGAAAAAGUAAGGGUUGCUUGAUACAAGGGUAAAAUGGUAAAAGUUUUUUUGUGGUAUGAAAAACCUAUAGAUCACAUUGUUUUUUUCUUUUCAUGUAUCUCUAUAUGUCUAAUUAUUGAAUGUCGGUAUCACGAGUAGGUAUUGAUAUCUAAGGUUGUGACAAGUUAAAAUGGUACAUGUAAUUUAAUACAAUAUUGGAUUUUGGAUACCUUCAGUGUUCCUUACAUCUAACUGUAUAGAAGUACAUGCAUUAAACAUUUUAUAAUGCCUAAAUGGGUUUGAUGAACUAGCUAAAAAUGUGGCCAACUGUAUUUAUCACAAAUGUCUAUAUAUUAUAUCAGCCUUAAUAACACUGUUGAAAGUGUAGAAGUCAUGAAGACAGUAUGAUGACGGUGAUAUGUCAACUUAACGAGACAUUGAUGAUAUAUAGACCCAUUAUUAUUACUCUUGUUUUCCUUAAGUUUUAGUUUAGUAAUUAAGAUUUAUGUAAAUAUCUUUUUACCAUUUUUGAAAUACAGGGAGUUUGGUUUAAGUAUAACUCCUUAUUAUGCUGUAAGCAUCUAAAUAGUACAUUUUGUAUAAUCAUAUGGCAUUUGUUAUUGAUGUUUGACUAGUGUGCACUUAGUCUAUACUUGUAUAUAUGCCUGUCUCGAUAACCAUCACAAGUGUAGAAUGUCUCAAUAUUGUUUUGACAGAUAAGUUGGCUGACUGCACACUUUUGCUUUUGUCUCACAGUUAAAUUGGUGUAGCUUAUCUGCAGAGCUACAAGAAAAGUAUACCUGUAAAUAGAUAACUGCACCACAUUUUUUAUCCAUCAGCAUGUGUUUUGAAUUUUUAAGUUUUAUUACAUUAAGACAUUAUUUCAAUGUUCUCCUUCCAGGUCUGUUACCAACCGGAAAAAAUAAUUAUAGAUAACUAUGUACUUAAAUUGCACUACUGCUAUGAAAAACUACAUAAGGACCAUAUUCAUCAUUUUCAUAAGAUACAAAGCUUUCAGGUGACAUAAUGAUGAAUUAAUAGUGAAGCAGGACGGUAAAUUAAAAAGAGGGUAGGAUAUUUAUAGGGAUUAGGUUGUAGGGGGGUUGGGUUACAGGAGAAGACAAAGAGAGGGUAUUACUAGGAGAUAAGGUCUAAAUGAAAUGUAUGUCUUGAUUCCAUGUCUUUUAUCUGUUUCUUUAAAAAGUUGUAAUCUGGAUAUUGCCAGAUAUCAUCUUUUUGUUUGCCUUAUGAAGAGUAUUAAUGUGUAGUGCUUUUGUAUAUGUUAAUUUAUACUCAUACUUAUUGAUUGAAUUAAGUCUCGCAUGAAUCUUUUCCUUAUAAAAUCCAUUUGUGCAUUAUUUGCUGUUUAUUCUUUUUCUUUACAUCAGAAGUUAUUCUUUAUCUAAAGAUGGAAAUAUCAAAUGUGAUGUAUACUAUGACGAUUAAUGCUUUAUAUUUGAAAUUUGUGCUGUUCAUAUGUCAAACGAAAUAAAUGCUUGUUAACAAGAAAGAGGAA